Molecule: messenger RNA, 693 nt
Organism: Stegodyphus dumicola
Lineage: Eukaryota; Metazoa; Arthropoda; Arachnida; Araneae; Eresidae
Source: RefSeq, a predicted model, not a curated record
AGAUGAGUCAGAAGAGAUGGCUUUGGUCAGUUUCGCGUGCUUUGCUAUAACCAAACAAACCUACAUGAGUCAGAUGACAGGUUUUUUUUUUGUGCUCGCUUAAAUUUGGGUAUCCGACUCAUUCACUUGCUUUCAGUUUAAAGAAGUGGUAGAAGUGAGACACAGCAUCAGUGGAAAUGAAAUACUCAUGAGAAAUUAUCGGAAUACCUAACCUACAAUAUUGGUGGAACUGAGAACGAGGACGAUGAAUAAGAUAAGGAAUAUUCAUUUUCAUAAAGGGUCUACAUCAGAAUAUUUUAGAGGACAAUUUGGUGUUAAUUUUUUGCAUAUUGGACAAAAAAGCAUUUCUAUGGACAACGUAUGUAGCCGAGCUGCUCCAAGCAGGAAACGAUGGGGUAAAGAAGAAACUUCUGAAAAUACAAAUUCUGAGUGCAAAAAGUCUGAGGAGCUGAUCGAAGAAAUCACCGGAAAAAGAUUUUCCUUGAAUAAGCUUUUUAAAAAAGGGAAAGAUAAAAAAGGGAAAGAUAAACGUAGUAGUCAAUCCACUUCUGCUUCCGUAUCAGAAGCUAGUGAAGAAAAUGUUCAAAAGGAGGAAAAGUAAAUAAUUCGUUACAAAAAAGUUUUAGUGUAGCGAAAUUUCAUGCAACGUGCUGUAAUGUAGAAAUUUUUACAAUAAAAUAUACAAAAAAGAUC